Medicago truncatula (barrel medic) is the source of this 1147-nucleotide messenger RNA. Its product is annotated as NDR1/HIN1-like protein 12. NCBI's taxonomy places the organism in Eukaryota, Viridiplantae, Streptophyta, Magnoliopsida, Fabales, Fabaceae. Gene Ontology annotation, biological process: defense response to other organism. The record is from RefSeq and is a predicted model, not a curated record. Gene Ontology annotation, cellular component: plasmodesma; plasma membrane. The coding region runs from base 94 to 783 and encodes 229 amino acids. The transcript has a single exon.
CCAUCCUUUAUUUUUGUGUCACUAUCAAAGUUGAAACAUAUUCCAUUCCACCACCUUUAACUUUAAUAACUAGAUAUCAAAAUCUCCUCUCCCAUGGAAGAAAACCAAAGCUCUCAGUCUCAACCUCCAAACCAACAACACCAUCUCCCCCCUGACAAACUACAAAUGAACAAACCUGCUGGUCCACCACCUUCUUCUUCCUACGGCACAAGUUCUUCCGGACGUGCUUUUGCCACAUUCCUCACCAUCUUUCUCCUACUAAUCGGUGUCACUCUACUUGUUCUCUGGCUUGUCUACCGUCCACACAAACCCCACUUCACGGUUGUCGGUGCUGCCAUCUAUGGCUUCAACACAACCUCACCACCGCUCCUUUCCGCCACCUUGCAGUUCAACAUCCUCAUUAAGAACCCAAACAAGCGUGUCUCUGCUUACUAUGACAGGUUCUCUGCUUUUGUGUCCUAUAGGAACCAAGCCAUAACACCGCAGGUUAUGCUUCCGCCGCUGUUCCUGGAGAAGCACAGUCAGGUGUCCUUGUCACCCGUGAUAGGAGGCACGGCUGUGCCAGUGUCGGUGGAAGUGUCGAAUGGGUUGAUGAUGGAUGAGGCUUAUGGAGUGGUGGGUUUGAAACUUGUGUUUCUUGGAAGGUUAAGGUGGAAAGCAGGGACAAUAAGAAGUGCACAUUAUGGGUUCUAUGGAAAGUGUGAUGUAUUGAUCGGUUUGAAGAAAGGUGUUGUUGGACAGGUUCCUCUGCUUGGUACUCCACCUUGCAACAUAGACAUAUGAAAGUUUCUGUCCACAAUUAAUGGAUUCAAUGUUUCAAAGUGUAAUAAAAUGCAAUAUGUUAGUACUUACUUACUUACUUACUAUCACUCUGUCACUUUAAUGUCUUUCUUUUUGGGGGGUUUGUUUGUUUAUGAAUUAAGGUGGUGAUCAUAUGAGUUGGUUCUUCUAAACAUCAAAUUCAACAAUUGAUAGUGAAAGAGUGUUACAACACAAUUAAGUGACCUGUUUUUUCUUUUUCUUUUAUUUUUUAUAUAUAGGUGAUUGAAUUUGCGAAUUGUCUGUCUAGUCAAGUCAAGUCAAUUUAAUGUAAUUUGAUUUUCAUCAUGCGUAAUUAACCACCACUCAUUUGGCUGGCCGGGCUAUA